This is a messenger RNA of Cyprinodon variegatus (sheepshead minnow), 2837 nucleotides long. It is a transcript of the gene stat3, whose product is annotated as signal transducer and activator of transcription 3 (acute-phase response factor). Gene Ontology annotation, molecular function: RNA polymerase II cis-regulatory region sequence-specific DNA binding; DNA-binding transcription factor activity, RNA polymerase II-specific. Gene Ontology annotation, biological process: defense response; regulation of transcription by RNA polymerase II; cell surface receptor signaling pathway via JAK-STAT. The transcript has 25 exons. NCBI's taxonomy places the organism in Eukaryota, Metazoa, Chordata, Actinopteri, Cyprinodontiformes, Cyprinodontidae. The record is from RefSeq and is a predicted model, not a curated record. The coding region runs from base 247 to 2649 and encodes 800 amino acids.
GCAAUUGCAGUCGGUUUGAUGGGUUGGGCGCUUAGUAGUUGCGUCGGAGAGUUUUCUCGUGUUGGGGAGAGAAAAUCAAUAGAUAUAUUCUGUAAAUUCCAACUCUCAUUUAUGGUUGUUCGUUAUUUUUUUAACGUACAGGACUUAACUGGCAGCUAUUGUCAGUGUAUAUAGUCUGGAGUUAACGGUUUUCGUCGGAGAAACUUUCGCAGAAGUGACAACGACCGAGAAGCAUCGUGUUUCAGGAUGGCCCAGUGGAACCAGUUACAGCAGCUGGAGACCAGGUAUCUGGAGCAACUCUACCACCUUUAUAGCGACAGCUUCCCUAUGGAGCUACGGCAGUUCCUUGCCCCGUGGAUUGAGAGUCAGGACUGGGCUUAUGCUGCCAACAAGGAAUCACAUGCCACACUGGUGUUCCACAACCUCCUCGGUGAAAUAGACCAGCAGUAUAGCCGUUUUCUGCAGGAGAAUAAUGUACUCUAUCAGCACAACCUACGCAGGAUUAAACAGCAUCUGCAAAGUAAAUAUUUGGAGAAACCGAUGGAAAUUGCACGCAUUGUUGCCCGCUGUUUGUGGGAGGAACAGAGACUGUUGCAGACUGCCACCUCUACUACACAGGAUGGCCAAGCAGCCCAUCCCACUGGAACAGUAGUGACAGAAAAGCAGCAGAUACUGGAGCACAACCUUCAGGACAUCAGAAAGCGCGUGCAGGAUAUGGAACAGAAGAUGAAAAUGCUUGAAAACCUCCAAGAUGAUUUUGACUUUAACUACAAAACCUUGAAAAGUCAAGGGGAGUUGUCCCAGGACCUCAAUGGAAACAGCCAGGCAGCUGCUACAAGACAGAAGAUGGCUCAGCUUGAGCAAAUGCUGAGUGCCCUGGACCAGCUCAGGAGGCAAAUCGUGACAGAAAUGGGAGGUCUUCUGACGGCUAUGGAUUAUGUGCAGAAGAAUCUAACUGAUGAGGAACUUGCAGAUUGGAAGAGAAGACAACAAAUUGCCUGCAUUGGAGGUCCACCUAACAUUUGCCUCGAUCGCCUUGAAACAUGGAUCACAUCCUUGGCUGAGUCCCAACUCCAGAUCCGUCAACAGAUUAAGAAACUGGAGGAGCUUCAACAGAAAGUGUCCUACAAGGGAGACCCCAUCAUUCAGCACCGGCCAGCUUUGGAGGAGAAGAUAGUGGACCUGUUCAGAAACCUCAUGAAGAGCGCCUUUGUGGUUGAAAGACAGCCUUGCAUGCCCAUGCAUCCGGACAGACCGCUGGUCAUCAAAACAGGAGUGCAGUUCACAACAAAAGUCAGGUUGCUUGUAAAGUUUCCUGAACUCAAUUACCAACUGAAGAUUAAAGUUUGCAUUGACAAGGAAUCUGGGGAUGUGGCUGCAAUUAGAGGGUCUCGAAAGUUUAAUAUUCUCGGCACAAACACAAAAGUCAUGAACAUGGAGGAAUCCAACAACGGCAGCCUUUCAGCAGAGUUUAAACACUUGACUCUGCGAGAACAGAGGUGUGGCAACGGCGGCCGGACCAACAGUGAUGCCUCUCUCAUUGUAACAGAGGAACUCCAUCUUAUCACGUUUGAGACGGAGGUCUAUCACCAGGGCCUUAAGAUAGAUCUAGAGACUCAUUCGCUGCCAGUGGUUGUUAUUUCAAACAUUUGCCAGAUGCCCAACGCCUGGGCUUCUAUCCUGUGGUACAACAUGUUAACUAAUCACCCAAAGAACGUGAACUUCUUCACCAAGCCUCCGGUGGGAACGUGGGACCAGGUGGCUGAGGUGUUGAGCUGGCAGUUCUCUUCAACCACUAAGAGAGGCCUGACCAUUGAGCAGCUGACCACGCUGGCUGAAAAACUACUUGGGCCUUGCGUAAACUAUUCCGGGUGCCAAAUAACAUGGGCCAAGUUCUGUAAGGAAAACAUGGCCGGAAAAGGUUUCUCCUUCUGGGUGUGGCUGGACAACAUCAUUGACCUGGUGAAGAAGUACAUCCUCGCCCUUUGGAAUGAAGGAUACAUCAUGGGUUUUAUCAGUAAGGAGAGAGAGAGAGCCAUUCUGAGUCCAAAGCCUCCUGGCACAUUUCUUCUGCGCUUCAGUGAGAGCAGCAAAGAGGGCGGCAUAACAUUUACGUGGGUAGAGAAAGACAUUGGAGGAAAGACCCAGAUCCAGUCCGUAGAGCCGUACACAAAGCAGCAGCUCAGCAGCAUGUCGUUUGCAGACAUCAUCAUGAGUUACAAGAUCAUGGAUGCCACCAAUAUCUUGGUCUCACCUCUUGUUUAUCUCUAUCCUGAUGUAACCAAAGAGGAGGCUUUCGGAAAAUACUGCAGGCCGGAGGCGGCUCAUGAGCCUGAGGCGGCAGGAGACUCGACGAGCACUAUCCAGCCAUACCUCAAGACUAAAUUUAUCUGUGUGACCCCGAAGAUGUACAUUGCAGAACUUGGAGCUGAACUGAAUCACUUCCUAAAGUGUCCCUCCGUGUUCAUGGACUUGCAAGACAGUGAGCUGCUUGGGAACGGAUUCCCAGGCACAAAUUCUGGAAACACCAGUGACCUGUUCCUCAUGUCGCCUCACACUCUGGAGUCUCUGAUGCCGCCUGAAGCUGAAGCUAAUCAAGGCCAUUUGGAUUCAAUUACUCUGAACAUGGAUGUAGCAUCUCCCAUGUGAAAGGAAAUAUCGUCCUCUUUGGGGUUUUUUUUCUCCCUUUUGUUGGGAUUUGACCUUAUGUGUGAGGAUUUACUAAUGAUGUCUUUCUCUGUACACACGGUUUUCCUGUAUAGUUUUUUUUUUUUCUGUUCCUGUGUAAAAUUACCCUCAUUCACAUUUAGGGGGGAAAAAACAGCUUUGUUUUUUUU